Exophiala oligosperma is the source of this 2116-nucleotide messenger RNA. RefSeq lists its product as uncharacterized. Gene Ontology annotation, molecular function: oxidoreductase activity. The coding region runs from base 882 to 2021 and encodes 379 amino acids. NCBI's taxonomy places the organism in Eukaryota, Fungi, Ascomycota, Eurotiomycetes, Chaetothyriales, Herpotrichiellaceae. The transcript is spliced from 4 exons. The record is from RefSeq and is a predicted model, not a curated record.
CACCUCUUCACCUACCAAUAAUCGUCCCGAAAUCUGCCAAAAAAAAGGACAAAAAGUUUGGAGAGUUGAAGCCCGGACUGGUGCUUCUCUUUUACUUAUUCCGACUAUGAUCACUGCCAUCCCCUCCAUACCUUGGUCAAGGGAUGUUUAUCCAGUGAUCAUGGAAACCCGCUGACUCCCAGUCUAAUCCACUAAGCUGGUUUCCAAGAAUAAGCCCCCCUCCGAACCAUUGGGCCAAAGUGGCGGUUCGACGUGGUGAGUCUUUAAUAGUGGCCAUCAAGGCGUACUUUGUUGAGGAAAAGUUCACUGGAAUAAAUAUAUGUAGGGUACAUUUCACGGUAUGGAUCACUAAGUGAAUAUAUACUUAGUACGUGCAAGUCAGGCAAGUAUCCCAUUCACCAGUAUCAACACUACAACAAAGCACAUUAGUUUGCAAGUGAUCUGCUCCCACGGAGGCCCAUCGCAUUGUUCCUGAGAUCUGGUGUCGAAAUCUCGUGUACCACUGGAAGGUAUCAGGUACAAAGGCUGCUCAGCGGAGUAGGCCAUGGAGGAACUAAAAGACGUACGGCUAGAACUUCUUGCUCGUUCUCUCAUUCCAUACCCCGGACGUCAAGGUUGGUCAUAUCUCCAAGCCUUCGACUUCUCUCCGGCCCGAAACUUGUUCCCCGCAAGUCUGGAGUGGCCCGCAUCCAAUCGCCGGACUGCCGCGUUCCGUUCUUGUCCAGAGAGAAUAGACCCAUGUUCGGAACAAACAAUUCCCCAGAACAGCGGAGAAAAGGUCAUGAUAUACUCAGCUAUGCAAAACAUCCAUUUACGGCUCAGAAUGUCGAAAGAAAGAGUUGAAUGUGUUCUUGUGAGCACUUGUACAUACCGCCUGCACCAUGGAUUCGCUUCCCACGAAGAACAUUCCAACAAAAGCACUUGUUGUUGAAAAGCCAGGUGCACCUUUCGUACUUGAAGAUGUGAUACUGGACGAGGUCAGACCACAAGAGCUGCUUGUUGAGAUCAAGUAUGCUGGUGUUUGCCACACUGACAUCGUUGUCCAAGAGGGCAAGAUGCCGAUUGGUUCAUUUCCCGCUGUACUUGGACACGAAGGAGCGGGCGUCAUCCUCAGAUUGGGUGACGGGCUGAAGGAGUCGGGUCUUGUUGCUGGUGAUCGAGUUAUGCUAGGCUACUGCUCGUGUAUGGAGUGUCCGGCCUGCAAUGAAGGUCGGAAAGGAGCUUGCAAUAACAUAGCAAUGGUCAACUUUGCAGGAGCACGAGGACCGGAAGAUUCGCCUCUCCGCCUCGCCAAUGGAACAUCGAUCCGGGGAGCCUUCUUCGGUCAAUCCUCCUUCAGCAAGUUGGCAAUCGUUGACUAUCGAGCAGUGGUCAAGUAUGACGGGCCUGUUGAAGAUCUUUCUUUUCUAGCACCACUGGGUUGUGGGUAUAUGACGGGUGCAGCUACAGUGUUGAACGUCCUGCAACCAAAGCCAUCCCAGACCGUCGCAAUAUUUGGUCUUGGAGCUGUUGGACUUUGUGCAUUGAUGGCAGCCAAAAGCGUUCCUGUUGCUGAGAUCAUUGCUGUCGACAUCCUUGACUCGAGGCUAGAGAUGGCGACUAAAUUUGGUGCGACGAAGACGAUAAAUGGGAAACAACAUGAGAGUAUCGAAGCUGCUAUUCGGGAAGUGUCACAAGCCGGCGUCGAUUAUAUCGUUGACACUACUGGCCUAACCAAGAUGAUCAAUGAAGGUAUCAAGGCUUUGGGCCACGGUGGGACUUUUGCUGUGGUUGGCACUCCUCGUCCAGGGGAAUUGGCCGAAUUUGAUGCUUUGGACAUGCUGGUGCACUGCAAGAAAAUCAUUGGCAUCACUGGUGGUUAUUGUGAUCCUCAGGCCUUCAUCCCUCGACUGGUACAAAUGUUUCGUUCGGGCAAAUUCCCCAUUGACACUUUAUCCAAGACAUAUCCACCUACCGAGAUUGAGCAGGCGAUGCAAGAUAUGAAGUCGGGCAAGGUUAUCAAACCCAUACUAUCUUGGUAGCAAGAUUUGAGGGUCAAUUUCGGUAGAGUCAAUGGACACUAAUAUCAACAAAGCUCUUGACGCUGCAAGAUCCUAUCUAUACUGUGGUUUCAAUC